AUGUAUUUAUAUACCAGUAAUAUUGCAUUCUCCACAAAUGUAAGAAAUGUUAACAAGCAUUUAUCGAACAAUUUAUUUUCCUUAUCAUCUAAAUUGUUUUUUAAAAAUGAAUGUUACCCAAAUUAUUUAAACAACUUUAAACGUUUGGAAAAUCUUAAUGCUAUUUUUUUAACCAAAAAUACCAAUAUUCAUAUAAUUGGUAAAAAAUAUUUUUCAGACCAAUCAAUAAUUAAUUCAAUUCAAAAUGCAAAAAAUGAUCUAGAUAGAGCAUCAUUGUAUUUGCUUCAAAAGUCAAUUACCAAUAAUUGUAAAAUUUUAAGCCAGGAAAAAAAAACACAUUUCCAAAAUGUAAUUCAAGAGUUAAAUAUUUUAUUGACUUAUAAAUCGAAUUUAACAGAGGAAAGACAAAAAAUAUUAACUGAAAAGAGGUCAGAACGGUAUAAAAAUAAGGAAAUUAUUGGUUUAUUUAUAACUGGUUUUUUUUUUGCUGUUGGUUCAGUUACUCAUCCUUUGGUUUAUUUGGCAAGUAUCUAUGGUAUUUACAUAUUACGUAAAGCCUCGAAGGAAAACAAUGACAUGCUAUAUAUCGAAAAGAGAUUAAAUGAUAACAAGAACAAAUUAUUAGUAAAUCAAAAGGAUAUACACAAUAUUUUAACUAAACUUGAGAAUGAUUUAAUAAAAAUAAAAUAA
Plasmodium yoelii is the source of this 690-nucleotide messenger RNA. RefSeq names its product conserved Plasmodium protein, unknown function. The record is from RefSeq and is a predicted model, not a curated record. The coding region runs from base 1 to 690 and encodes 229 amino acids. The transcript is spliced from 4 exons. Lineage: Eukaryota; Apicomplexa; Aconoidasida; Haemosporida; Plasmodiidae.